Messenger RNA from Coregonus clupeaformis (lake whitefish), 2354 nucleotides. RefSeq names its product zinc finger protein 277 (gene znf277). The transcript is spliced from 11 exons. Bases 74 to 1402 code for a protein of 442 amino acids. The record is from RefSeq and is a predicted model, not a curated record. NCBI's taxonomy places the organism in Eukaryota, Metazoa, Chordata, Actinopteri, Salmoniformes, Salmonidae.
AUGCACCAUAACGUUGGAUGCCGAUAAACCCCACAGAAGAGCGUCAGCUGUAUUGACCAUGUGACAUUUGAAGAUGGCUGCCUGCAUGGAGAAAAAAAGAAUUUCAGAUGAACAGGAGUGGAUACUGGAGCCUCUGUGUUUCCCUGAGCAGCCUGCUACGGACAUCGGCACCAACUCAUCCUCUCAUCAUGACAUGGAGGUGGUGACCUGUGUGCUCUGCUCUCACUCCGCCACUUUGUUAGAGAAGGACCGCCUCCUAAAGCACCUAGUACUGGAGCACAAGCUGGUCAUCGCUGAUGUCAAACUCAUUGCUGACUUUCCUAAAUACAUGCAAUAUUGGAAGAACAGAAUCUCUGAGCAACCCAUCACAGAUUUCUGCAGUGUGAUCAAGACUAACUCGCAGGGCCCUGUUGAAAAACAGGAGCACUACUUCCUUCUGUGUGAUGUCCUGCCAGAGGACAGGGUCCUCAGAGAACAUCUCCAACAGAAACGACUGGAGGAGAUCCUGGAGCAGCAGCAGAGGGAGAGGGAUGACGACAGCUUCCAGCGCAUCUGCAUGUUCUGCAAUGACCAGUUCACUGGGAACAGGUCGUCACUGCUCAACCACAUGGCCAGGGAGCACUCGUUCAGCGUGGGGCUGCCUGACAACAUAGUGUACUGCGUAGAGUUCCUGGACCACCUACAGAGCAAACUGGAUAAUCUGCAGUGCCUGUAUUGUGAGAAAACAUUCAGGGACAAGACGACACUGAAGGAUCACAUGAGAAAAAAACAGCACCGCAGAAUCAAUGGCAACAACCGCGAGUACGACCGCUUCUACAUCAUCAACUACCUGGAGCUGGGGAAGACAUGGGAAGAGGUCCAAUCUGAGGAUGAUCGGGAGAUGGUGGAGGAUGAAGAUGAUGAUUGGUCAGACUGGCAGGCUCACCCAGUGUGUGCUGUGUGCCUGUUCUGUGAGCAGCAGUCAGAGAGCAUGGACAAGAUCUACACACACAUGGAGGAAACCCACAGAUUUGAUCUGCACAAGUUGAAGACAGAUCUCAAUCUGCGGUUCUACCAGCAGGUCAAACUGGUCAACUAUAUCAGACGAGAGAUCCACCAGUGCCGUUGCUAUGGUUGCCAGGAGAAGUUUGGCUCCAAAGCUGAGGUUAUACAUCAUGUAAUGGAUGCAGGUCACGUGAUGCAGCUACCAGAGACGUCAACCUGGGACCAACCACAAUAUUAUUUCCCCACCUAUGAGAACGAUGCCCUCCUCUGUGCCUUGUCGGACAGUGAGAGUGAAUCAGAACACACAGGCCCUUGGGGAGACGUCCCUGUCAUAGCUGAGGACAUCUCUAACCUGAGAGCCCUGAAGCAGACCAGCGUCCUCAACCACCUUCUGAAGAACACGGACAGCUCUAGUUAAAAAGCUGAUGAUGUUAUAUCAUCUCAGUGGAGGCUGCUGAGGGGAGGACGGCUCAUAAUAAUACCAUGGAAACCAUGUAUUUGAUAACAUUCCACCUAUUCCGCUCCAGCCAUUACCAUGAGCCCGUCCUCCCCAAUUAAGGUGCCACCAACCUCCUGUGAAAUGUGUAUGCCUAUGGUCUGGACUCAGAGGGACACAGUACAACAACUUUUCUCACCUCUGAAUCUCAACAAGACACUGAUGCUCAUCAGACCAGCAGAAAUGAACAUGGCCUGUUUCAGAAGAUAAUUUCCUGAGCCUGGACUACGUUUAUGUAUGAUUUAAUAUGCCAUACUUGGUACUAAUUACCAUGUGCAACAUACCGGCAGAUGAAUUUAAGUUUCAUACAGUAUAAUGAUUGCUGACAAAUGUGACCUCAAAGGCAGUUUAUUUAUGUUUCAGCAACUGACUGCAGAGAUGUGUAACAAUUGCUGAAUGUAAAUAAACAUGAUGAAUAUACUGUAACCGCUGGUUCCCUCUCAUUUAGCUUGAAUAUACAAUAUGUGUAUGAACACAACACUAUUAUUUUCUAAAAACCCUGAGCUGCAGUAAAGUAAAAACAUUCUACAGAUGAAAUUGGAAUCUGUCUGACUUAGUAGAGAGGAGAUAGACUGACUUCCAUUUUAACAUCUAGUGCUUUUUGUCAGCCUUCGUGGUCUUAGCAUGAGUGAUGUGUUGUGUGGCUUUGCCCAGAACCAGCUGCCGUAUAGUCGACCCCAAACUGCAAAGUGGUCAGUGUCUCCACCACGUUGUUCACAUCAGGACUCGCACUAAAACAGAAAACACAUAGAAGUAACACGUUUUGGAUAAGUAAUACGUCCAGUUAAAAUACAUCACAUUAUCAAAAUCAUAUUAAUCAGAUAAGCAAUGAAUCCUGUCAAGACAUAUUUCAAAAUAAAUAUUUGGGAAUGUC